AUGGAAGCGCUGUUUACGUUACCGGAAGCUUUUACUCGUCGCAGUAGUCCUGGUAGUAGUCCUAGUUCUGCUGCUAUUACUGCUCGAAUAAAAAUCGAGGAAGAGGAGGAGCAACCGCUCGCGUUUCUUUACGAGAAGACGAAGAAGCAUUGGAACGGACAACAUGUCGUCUCGAUCGCUUCGUGUACUCGUUCAACCGCGACGAAGGAAAACGACGACGAAGAGGAAGAAGAAGAAGGGACGAUGCGAACGUUUCAAAACGAGAUGGUUUCAUCAUCAACAUCAACAGCAGACGACGCCGACGUGGACGAUAUUCUUUGCGAUAUCGUGACCACGACGGCGAAGAAACGCGUGUGCGUCGUCGCGUCGAAAAGAACCGGAGUUGUCAGUUUUCUCCUCGAAGAAACAGAAGAAGAAGAAACAGAAGAAGAACGGGAGGAAAGUAUCCACGGCAAAUGUUUCGGCGAACGAGAGCGAAGCAAUAAUCGAUUGACGACAUUAAUCGCUUCCGCCAUGAGCGACGGCGGCGUGGUCGCGCUUUUAGGCGACGCGAACGGGGACGUGUGGUGCGCUCGAUGCGACGAUACCGUGAGAGGGUGCGUCGUCGAUAAGUGCGAAAGACGAGAAGGACCGGAGUUGACGGUCGGGUCGGAAUACGAUUAUUCGUCCACUCCGAGGAAAGGGGGUGGGAGUGGAGGAGAAGGAGGAGGAAGAGGAGGAGCUGGGUCGCUUUUGGCGUCGCCGUCAACGGCUGCCGCGAGAAUUGCGUCAAAGAUAUCCAAAAAGGCUGGGAGCUUUCUGUUUCAAAACGGAAGCGAGCAACCGGUGGUGGCGAUGAUGUGGGCAGAGAUGUCGCGAGAGGCUUUGAGAGGUGGAAAUACGGGGAUGAACACGGUUCAGAGGAUGUUCUUUGUAGCUAAAGAGAAAGGAGCGAUGGAAAUGUGGAUGUGUUCGCUGGAUUCUUCCGUGAUGACGCCGGAGAUGGUGUGCAGUUGCGACGUAAACGAGAAACUCGUGGCAAAGACGAACGCGUUUAGCAAAGUUUUAGAUUCAGAUUGGAUUUCUGUGCCGAAUGGUAGCCGUAUCGGUAGUAGUAAUAGUAAUAAUAGAUUCUUGAGCGUCGUUUUGUGCGAGUCUUUGCAGUUUGCAAAAGUUGCGCACGUCUUUGAAAUGGCAAAGAACACCGGCGAGUCUUCCGCAUCGACGCUCGAAGCGAAUCUGGUGCGCUCUUUUGAAAUUGCGGCAUCUGAGUGUGAUAGAGUUGCACUCUCGAGAAAUGGAAACGCCAUUGUUACGUACAGUAAUACCAGUUUCAUUGGCGGUGCUAGGGGACAGGCAAACGCGACGUGUCAUUACGGAGAGCAUUUUCAUAAAUCCAUGGUUUUGAAAGAAUCCGUCGCGUCGGUGUGCCGAAGUUUGCGCGAAUACAAUAGCUUCUUGGCGCUCGAUCCAUCGAGGUGCGUGUGGACGUUUUCGCCACCGGAUUCGGAAGAAUACGCGUCACCGCCGCAAGCGACGUCUGCGCAGCCGUUUACGAGUCCCAUAAAAUCGCGAAUCGUAGACGUUCGCAAACAAAUGUUUUCGCCGUUAGUAAGAGAAGCGCACGAGAUGAAGCUUGACGACGACAACAAUCCGCGUUCACCGUACGCGAGCGUCUCAACCGCGUACGACGAUAGCGCGAGAGCAGCAGAUGCGAGAUUCGUGAAAGAUGCGUUUGAAAAUUUGAACAAUUACGAAGGCAUAGCAGAGCUCGCGGCAAAACAAACCAUCGCGGGACCUGCGAAAGCGACGAAACCUUUCGCGGCGCAUUCGGCGGCUUUAGUCGAUACCUUACCGAAGCGCUGGGCAGGAGCAACAUCGAGAAGUGGUAAAGGAUUAAGGACGUUGUUGGAAGAAAAAGCGCGCGUGCACGAGAAAUACGCAAAGUUUCUCGUCGAUUCAGGCGCGUGGGAAAACACUACGCCAUCGGAAAAGAUGGAAGUCUUGAGACACGGAGAGACAACGUUUGCGUUGCUCCGGUUGCGAGCGCUGUUAGAUCAACUGAAGAUGGAAGAAACUGAAAAGCAUCGAAGUUUACUCAGCGAUAUAGUACGAUUUGCGGGGGAAGGCAUAGCAAAAGGCGACAACACGCUGACUCGUCUCGUUCGCGAUGACGCUAUCGACGUCGACGAUAUCUUUUUCAGCCGUUCGUCGUUCUUUUCAGACGUCUUUUGGAACGCGACUCGCGCGGUUGUCGAACAGAAAAUCAAAGAGGCUUCUCAACAAACGCAACGUUUAGCCGAUGACGUCGAGUACGAGUGCAUAAAUCAAGCGGCAAGAAUCGUGUCUAUCGCGCUCGAGUGUUCCAACGAAUACAGACGAUGCUGGUCGGAUUUAUAUCCCGCGCAAAGAGUUUCGGUUGAAGAAAACUGGACGUCGCAAGCGAGCGCGAGGGAGUGCAUGCGAACGAUUUCAAAAUUCUCCAUCGACGUGUUCAACGCGAGGAAGAGAUUGGACGUUGGUGUCCCGUUAUUCACGGUGGCGCAACCUUUACUCGACGCUUCUGCGUCUAACGUUCUUUACGCGAGAACGGAGAGAUCGUUGAUGGAGUAUAAAAGCGAUCGCACGUUGAUAUUGCCGACGUUGCUUCUUUGCGCUCGGGCGCACGUGUGUCCCGCGGAAAACGUCGCCGCGACGUGCGAAUCGCACUUUGGCUACGACGAGUUGUUCACUUUUUGCGACGCGGAAGGUGGAAAAGCGCGAUUGUUUCACUACAUGCGAACGUUAAAGGCGGAAGAUGCUGCGCCAUUUAACGAAAACGGGUUUGCGUUUUACGUCUUUGAAAAGAUAUUCAAUUCGUCGUCGUCGUCGAGAAGAGUUUCGGCUCUGCUCAGAGAACUCCCGGACGAGUUUUCCGAACAUCUCUCGCAUUUUUUUAUGACGAGUAACGACACCGCCAAGUGGGCGCACGAGAUUGGCAGGAAUGAAUUCGAGAAAGCCGGUGAGAGUCUUCAGAAAAUCGGGUUGUUGAGCGAGGCAAAGUUGGCGUAUUUAGUGAGCGGCGGCGAAGAGGCGGAGGAAAAAAUAGACAGAAUCAAUAGCAAGUUGUUGUUUUAA
Molecule: messenger RNA, 3096 nt
Organism: Bathycoccus prasinos
Lineage: Eukaryota; Viridiplantae; Chlorophyta; Mamiellophyceae; Mamiellales; Bathycoccaceae
Exons: 1
Coding region: 1-3096 (1031 amino acids)
Biological process (GO): transcription-dependent tethering of RNA polymerase II gene DNA at nuclear periphery; protein import into nucleus; poly(A)+ mRNA export from nucleus
Cellular component (GO): nuclear pore outer ring
Molecular function (GO): structural constituent of nuclear pore
Source: RefSeq, a predicted model, not a curated record